GGGCUUCCGGUGUGGUGUGGUGAGGGAAAUUCCAGUAGUAGGUUGAGUAGUUAGAAAGAGGAGUGUUGGGCGUGUUGACUGAGAAGCAGUGAUGAAUGGAGAGGGAGACUUUGGUGGCUCUGUGCAAAACAGCAAACAAGAAAGCUUCACUGAAAACGCAGUGGAGGAAGAGGUCCUGACCAAGGAAGCUGAACCAAAUGAAGCUCUGAUAUCUGUCAAUGACAAACCUGAAUCUCACCAUGAUGUAUUUGAUGGGCAGAAGUAUGAAGAUGAUUUUGAAGAAGGGGACCCAUUGGACUGCUGCACAUGUGUCACCUGGGCCAGGUGUUGCCACUGUAUACCAGAACCCAACAGAACGAGGCUGAAAUUUAGUCUGAUCUUCUUUGUUAACCUGGCAGUCUACCUGCUCUCAACCUCCUUCAUAUAUGUAGACAUAGGCCUGGAUAUUUACUACAUGGUGACAUUCCUGCACAGGCGUGGCUAUAUGAUAGCAUUAGGUCUCAGUGCUGCUUUCAUGAUGUUGUCUAUGCUUGUGGCUGCCAUUGUCAACAACCAGAUCAGAUUUGGGAGCGAGGAAGAAGCCACCGAAUCUCAGUCUUCAAACAGGAUGACAAAAGUGAAGAAAAACUGCAAAAGAUUGUGCUACCUGUUACUAGAUUUCCCCUUACCACAGCUCUAUAUAGGCUAUACGCUGCUUAAACAGACUUCACAUAAGAUGAAAUUGUUCUGCAUGGCUCUUAGCUGUUGUAAGAAGAGAGAACAAGUGGAGGAGAAUUUAGAGGAAAUUAAAAAAUGGAACAGAGAGGCCAGCAGGGGGCUGUCUGCUAGAAUUCCAACAGCUGUGUCUUUGGUGGUUUCGACUGACAGGGAAGCACAUAAAAAUUGCGAUGGCGACACCGGGGGUAGUGGAAGUGAUAGUUUACCAAUAACAGAGAAUGAAGUCGAAGAAAAUGUAGAGACUGAUAGAUUAAUGGGUGGCGAAAUUCCUUUGGAUGAUUUGGACACAGGAAAAGCAAAACAUGAUGGUGGUCAUGCUUCCGAAGUUACUGGUAAAGAUUACACAAGUACUGGAGCUGGGAGGGAUGAAAGUGACGAGGAAGAUGAGGAAAUCACUUACAUUGAUGAAGCUGCUGGAUUUUUCAAGUCUCCUUACAUUCCUCCCAAGAUGAAAGAAGACAUACCAGAUGGAGUGGAUCAUGCAGGGUUUUUUGUCAAUGUCCCAGGAAAGAGUAUUCCAAAGGAUUUGGAUAUUAUAGAAAACAUUGUCCAAGAUGAAGGUAUAGAUGUUCCAAAUACACAAAGAGAAAUCAACCUAGUGGAGAUGAGUAUUACCUCUGAUUUUUAUGUUGCCCGUAUUAAACUUUUAGAAAGUUUGCUUGAGGCUGCACCACAGCUUCUUAUCAAUCUUUUCAUCAUGAUGCGGUACCAUGAUAAUGUUGAGACUAUUCAAAUAGUAGUUGCUGUUGUUUCUUUCCUUUCAUUUGUGUGGGGCAUUGUGCAGUUUGAAAGACUGGCCAAGACAAAUGGGUGCUUUGAGCAUACACAAAGGUAUCGUGCUCCAAACCGCAUGGAGAUUUCACAGACUGUGCUGGUUUUUCUGUACAAAGCUUUGCUCCUGGGAGCACGUUUCCUGUCUCUCGUGUACUUUGCCUCAACAUUUACUUUUGUCAUUCUUGCUGUGGUAUUGACACAUUUUUUUCUCUCUGUGAUCUGGCUGACGUACAACAGAGUUCACUUUGGAGUUUUUAAAUUAAUGGAUGAGACUGUAUCUGUUCAGGAAAAAUGGCAACAUUUUUUGAUGAUAAUCAUCAACAGUGUGUUGAAUAUUUUCCUUUAUUUUCAUGAUAUGUAUCCAACAUGGGAAUCCCCCUCUCUUCUUCUGUCUGCGGACAUGGUGAUUUAUUACCUCUUUUUCACUGUGGAAACCAUAAUGUUAUUGCUUUUUCCCAUGGCAAGAAACAAGCACAACACAGACAAACACUACUACUUCAUAAUGAGUGCCUGUCUGCUGGGACUUUUUCUGGGUCUGGGUCUAAUGUUUCUGUAUUAUUUUUGUGUACACAAAUCAAAAAAGGUCAUGCGUCACAGAUAUCUUGGUUUUUGUAACCGAAAUAAGGACAAAAAUGUGCCCAUGCCUUAUAGGGACUAUCACACAAAGAACAUUAAAAUGAUAGAAAAGAGAGAUGUUGAUAAGGGAAAGAAGAUAGAAAUGGGUGAGAUGUACAAAGAGACAUACCUGGGGUGCAGGAAGAAAGGAGUGUGCAUCGUUUCAACACCAGGUGGCAUUUACAAGAUGGUCCCCCUGGAGGCUGUGAAAAGAAAAAUCCACAAGGAAACGACAAAAGUAGCACAAAAUAGUGAAGGAGAAGCAGAAACACAAAUUUGAUCGAGUUUGCCUUUUUAUACUGAAACAUUUUUUAUUUUUCUGCUGAGAGUCAAUUGUUUUUUUAUUUUAACUGCUCAAGAAGUUACUACCAGCAUUUGAAGAUGUUCCAAAGUUAUAUAUUAUAUGUUAAAAAUACUUAACUUUCCAAAUUCAAACUUAAAAUAAUUCAAAUACCUGACAGUGAUAGGUUUUCUGAACUGUACAGGAAGAUAUGGCAGUGUAAGUGACUGGUUACCCAUUUCGAACUUUUUUUUUUUUUUUAUUUAAAAAGGGUAUUUUUAAAUAAUGUUAAAACAUUGAAUUCAACUGCAGGGGUGGGUUGAGCAACAGUUUACAAGUUGGUUGAAACUGCUUUUUUCUUAG
Molecule: messenger RNA, 2749 nt
Organism: Lingula anatina
Lineage: Eukaryota; Metazoa; Brachiopoda; Lingulata; Lingulida; Lingulidae
Cellular component (GO): membrane
Source: RefSeq, a predicted model, not a curated record